Messenger RNA from Sceloporus undulatus (fence lizard), 9248 nucleotides. RefSeq names its product zinc finger protein 292-like. Gene Ontology annotation, molecular function: DNA-binding transcription factor activity, RNA polymerase II-specific; DNA binding. Gene Ontology annotation, biological process: regulation of transcription by RNA polymerase II. The transcript has 8 exons. The record is from RefSeq and is a predicted model, not a curated record. The coding region runs from base 80 to 8335 and encodes 2751 amino acids. Gene Ontology annotation, cellular component: nucleus. Lineage: Eukaryota; Metazoa; Chordata; Lepidosauria; Squamata; Phrynosomatidae.
CUGUGCGUGUGGUUUCUGUGUGUCUGUGUUUCUCGGCGGCGGCGCGCGCGCUGCGUACGCGACGGAUCUGGCUGCGAAGAUGGCGGACGAGGAGGCCGAGCAGGAGAGCAACAGCAGCGGCAGCAGCAGCGUCGGCCUGGCCUUGUCUCUGCCGCGCUUGACCGAGCGGCUGCGGUCGCUGGAGGCGAGGCUGAGGGAGAGCGGCGAUCCGGCCGCGGCGGAGGAGGCGGCCACCGAAUACUGCCAGCAGCUCUGCCAGACACUUCUUGAAUAUGCAGAAAAAUGGAAGGCAUCUGAAGAUCCCUUGCCUUUGUUGGAAGUAUACACAGAGGCUAUCCACAGUUACAUUAAAGCACAACCUUAUCUUACCUCUGAGAGUGAAAAUGUAGCCCUUGUGCUUGAACGCUUAGCCCUAAGCUAUGUUGAACUUCUGCUGUGCCUGCCUCUUGAACUGUCUGAAAAUAAAUGGAAAGAGAUUCAGUCUUUUAUUCAGAUGGCACAUGAAAAGUUGAUGCAACGUGGUAGCUGUCAGUUACAGUUUUUAUCUCUUCUUGCCCAAGAGAAUGGGACAUGGAAGAAUCCAGUUCUUUGCAGUAUUCUUUCUGAAGAGCCACUGGAUCAAGAUAAAGUGGAUGAAUUUUUAGCAUUUGAAGGCCCUGUGCUACUGGGUAUGCGCAUUAAACAUUUGAUGAAAUCAAAGCAAUUAACUCAAGCAACUGCUCUAGCAAAAGUGUGCUCUGACCACCCAGAAAUCAGUAGCAAAGGGAGUUUUAAGCAAACCUACCUGGUCUGUCUUUGCUCUGGAUCACCAAAUGAAAAGCUAAUGCAGGAGAUUGCAGAUAUAGAUUGCAAAGAUGCUUUAGAAAUGAUCUGUAAUCUAGAAUCUGAAGGAGAUGAGAAGAGCGCUCUAAUUUUAUGUGCAGCAUUUUUAUCUCGACAACUACAGCAAGGGGAGAUGUAUUGUGCCUGGGAACUGACUCUCUUCUGGAGUAAACUACAGCAGAGGGUAGAGCCUUCUGUACAAACAUAUCUAGAGCGAUGCCGUCAACUGUCUGUAUUAACAAAGACAGUAUACCACAUUUUCUUCCUAAUUAAAGUAAUAAAUUCAGAGAUUGAUGCAGCUGGACUUGCAACUUGUAUUGAACUUUGUGUAAAAGCAUUGCGUUUGGAAGCUAGUGAGAAUACAGAAGUCAAGAUUUCCAUUUGCAAGACUAUAUCUUGCUUAUUGCCGGAUGAUUUGGAGGUUAAACGCGCUUGUCAACUAAGUGAAUUUCUACUGGGGCCUACUGUGGAUGCAUACUAUGCUGUAGAAAUACUGUACAAUCAACCAGAUCAGAAAUAUGAUGAAGAAAAUCUUCCAAUACCAAAUUCACUGCGCUGUGAACUUCUACUUGUAUUAAAAAUGCAGUGGCCUUUUGAUCCAGAGUUUUGGGACUGGAAAAUGCUAAAACGUCAGUGUCUUGCUUUGAUGGGAGAGGAGGCAUCAAUUGUAUCAUCAAUAGAUGAAUUGAAUGACACUGAAAUGCAUGAAAAGGUAGAAGACUGCCAGGAUGAGAACAAAGAAACAUCAGUGAAUGGACUUUCUGGAUGUUUUGAUGAAGCUACAAAUUUGCUUAGAGCCAUUAGAGAUAAAAAACAGAAAAACCGAGAAAUAAAAAAAUUGAGAGAGCGGGGAUUUAUAUCUGCUAGAUUCAGGAACUGGCAAGCAUACAUGCAAUAUUGUGUACUCUGUGACAAAGAAUUUCUUGGACACAGAAUAGUUAGGCAUGCACAAAAACACUAUAAAGAUGGAAUUUAUAGCUGCCCAAUAUGUGCACAGAAUUUCAGUUCUAAAGAAACUUUUGUUCCUCAUGUGACACUACAUGUUAAGAAGUCAAGUAAAGAGAGGCUGGCUGCAAUGAAACCACUGAGAAAGCUAGGAAGACCACCAAAAACAACAACCACUGGUGUGAACAAGAAGAAUAAUACUAUAGUUAAGCCGGAACAACGACACAUUAAAAAGAACAGUCUUUAUGCUGCGGAUUUCAUUGUUUUUAAUGACAAUGAUGGCUCUGAUGAUGAAAAUUAUGAAAAAGAUAAACCAUAUGUUCCAGAGAUAAUGCCAGUCCAAAAACCAUUGCCUGUCAAUGAGUUUACCUGCCCUGUUACCUUAUGUAAAAAAGGAUUUAAAUAUUUUAAAAAUUUGAUUGCACAUGCAAAAGGUCACAAAGACAAUGAGGAAGCUAAACGCUUUCUUGAAAUGCAAAGCAAAAAAGUAAUCUGCCAGUACUGUAGAAGACAUUUUGUAAGUGUUACCCAUCUUAAUGAUCAUUUACAAAUGCACUGUGGCAGCAAACCCUAUAUCUGUAUUCAGAUGAAAUGUAAGGCUAGCUUUAACAGUUAUGCAGAACUUCUGGGUCACAGAAAAGAGCACCCAAUCUUCAGGGCAAAGUGCAUGUUUCCUAAAUGUGGAAGAGUUUUUUCAGAAGCAUAUUUGCUUUAUGAUCAUGAAGCACAGCAUUAUAAUACCUUCACCUGCAAAUUUGCAGGUUGUGGGAAAGUUUACCGUUCACAGACUGAAUUAGAAAAACAUCUUGAAGAUCACACUAAAUCUGAAAAAAUACAACAGUCUGAUGGUGACCCUGUUGUACAGUCUGAGGUAGAGACCACUGUGCCUCAGCCUCAGCCUCUGAAAGGCAAUGAAGAUGACACUGUUUUUCCUCAGUCUUUGGAAGAAAAUGAGAGUGUUGAAGAAAUCCAUCCAGAAAAAGCAUUGAUGCUGCCCCUUGGAAAUAGCUUAAAUAAUUCUUUCAAAGAAGAAAACUAUGUCACAGAGCAAAUCAAAGAUGAAUCAUUUUUGACCGAAAGAACAAGAAUACCAGUAAUUGUACAAGAACAGAUUAAUCCAAUCUCCACUGGAAGCAUAGAGCAAUCCAUACAAGCGCCAGCAAAGCCAGAACCAGUAGUUCUAGCCAGCAAUGCUUUGAUGCCUCUCUUGGGUCAAAAAAUUCGAGAAAAUAUGGCAAGGAAGGGUAAACUACCUCCUGGAAUUACUAAAAUAGAUAGCAGUGCAGCUGUAAUACAGCAGUUAUGCUCAACCGUAGAAGAUACUUGCAAUGAUCUUGCAAUUUUCCUGGAAACAAAGGAACCUGGUAGUGUUAGUGAAUCCCAAACCGUUUCCCUUAAUUCAUGCAAGCUUGAACCUGAAGUCCUUUCAACAAAAAGCCCAGAAAAAGAGAGAAACCAUUUAUCACUCAUGCAGAAUGAGUUGGAUUAUCAAAAUUCACCUCUCCCCAAGUCUCAGCUUGAAGAAAACAUUAUCAGUGCUUCGAAUCUGUACAAUCUCCCUUUGAAGACUUUAGAAGGAGUUACACUUGCUCCAGCCCAGAACAGCUUAGGCCCUCCUUUUGUUCCAGCCAUACCAUUAUCAUCUCCAGUUCAGAAGUUCACCUGCCAGGUUGAGGGAUGUACUCGAAUCUACAAUUCUUCUCAGAGCAUUGGUAAACAUAUGAAAACAGCACAUCCUGAUCAAUAUGCUACAUUUAAGAUGCAGCACAAGAACAAAAAAAGUCGAAAAGCAGGCAGUUUGCAAAAUUUGCCAAAUGAUAACAAAACUGUUUAUUUUUUAACAUCACAAGUUACUCCCACUAGCAAUGCUUUUCCUCAACAAGCUAAUAACAGUUUUAAUUCUACAUGUACAAGUCAGUUACAGCAGUUAUCUAAUGCUCUUUUUCCAACACGUCUGGAAAGUAUGAGUAAUUCGUUGUUACCUAAUGAAAAUGGUAUAAAUACAUGUCUCUCUUCCACUAUUAAAAAUGAGCCAGAAGAUACAUUAAGUUCUCAAAUGGGAAGUCUGUCUAAUGCAACUUUACCUUCCCAGUUAGAUGAACUAGAAAGACCAGUCAUGCCCCUAAACAUUGACAGUGGUUCAGAUCCUUUCCUUCCUUUACCUGCAGAAAAUGGUCCAAUUUCUCUUUUCUCAUCCUCAGCUGAUAAUUGCCCAACUUCUGUCUUUUCACAAAUGGAAAACAGUAUCAAUCAUUUUUCCUCCCAACUAGAAGGAAACACUAAUUCUUUUCCAAAAGAUGAAAGUGUUGAUGUGCUCUUCCCUUCACAAGUGAAUAAUGAGAACUUCAGUGAAACCACUCCACAACUUCUGGUAGCAGAAAAAGCAAAAAAGGAUCGUAGGCGAGGUCCAGAUGGAAAAGACAAAAAACCAAAACAUAAUAAACGGGCAAAAUGGCCAGCAAUUAUCAGAGAUGGCAAAUUUAUUUGUAGUAGAUGCUACAGAGUGUUUUCCAAUCCCAGAUCACUUGGUGGUCAUCUUUCUAAACGGUCCUACUGUAAACCCCUGGAUGAAUCAGAAAUUUCUCCUGAAGCUCUGCAGCUUAAUGGGCAGUCUUCUCUACUUGCUAGUAUGAUUCUUUCUUCAAAUGCUUUAAAUUUACAGCAACAACAGGAGUCAGCUUUUAAUCCAGAAGUGUGUUUCAAAGAGCCAUCAUUUCUACAGCUGCUUGCUACAGAAAAUCGGACUGCUGCUUUUUUGCAAAAUUUGUUUCCACGGACCAAUAUAACUAGCAUCAAUACAAGUGAAAAUGAUGAAGGAAGUGAAAUUAUCAAACAAGCCUUGGAAACUGCAGGCAUUCCAAAUACUUUUGAUGCUGCGGAGAUGUUACCACAUAUAAUGACAACUAGUUGUAUCACUGGUAGUUCUCAAAUAAGUGCAACAGUUUUGCCAAGUCCAGGUGUGUCACCCUUGUUAUCAACAGUUUGCAACCCAACUACCUUGCUAACAGACCAAAAUAAAACACUUAAUGCCAAAAUUUCAUCAGUAGAAGAAUGCAGCAAUUUACCAGUAUUUCCAGAUGAUUUAAUACUUAAGACUAUUGAAAAUGGUUUAUGUUCCAAUGUAGUUUCUAAUUCUGAUGCCCCUACACAUAAUUUUGGAAACAGCACAUCACGAAUUUCAGUCAUAAGUAGUAUCAAAGGUUCAGAAUUUUGUAGCUUGGAUAAAAGGGGGGCGUGUAGUUCAAAGAAAAAGAAAAAAGCAGCUACUUCAUUAGUUGUGCCUAACAUUUCACAGAAACUAGUAAUUAAUGAUUUGACAUCAUUGGAAAUUCUAGACAGAAAUGUUGAAGGAAAUGUGCAAAUACCUGCAGAGAAGUUGCAGUCAAAUGUACUGGCAAACUGUGACACUGAAGUGUUAAUAGAGAAUCUAACACAAAAAAUGAGUAGUGUGGACAAUGAAUUAACUGCCAAUGUUAAAGAGAACUUCAAAACUAGUCAUGAAACCCCUGUGGAAAUAGCUCAUCUAUUAGUAAAAGAUGAAAAUAGUAAUUCUCAGGUCACUCUAGGCUCCUGCAUUCAAGAAAAUACUAAUUUUGGUUCUUCAGAAGAUAGUGUUAUUCAGAAUUUUGAAAAAACUCUUGAAAUAAUUAAAACAGCAAUGAACUCUCAGGUUGUUGAAGUUAAAAGUGAAGCCCAAGAGGUGUCAAUUGAAUUGUUAGAAAGACCACAAAUUAGAACUGUUGAGUGUGCUUUGGAAAACCCUUCGCACAACAUUAAACCAGCUGAACCCAGUGAACAAAUAGUACACACACAGAAUAUCAUUCUUGCCAAAACUAACCUUUCUCAAUCAGAAAUCUUGCAGAAAGAUGAUAACCAGAUCAUGGAAAUUUUAGAAGGAUUGAAAAAGCUGAAAUUGGAAAGUGAAACAUCAAGCCAGGUAUUUGACAAUAUAAUUCAUUGUCUUCCCUCAGAUGCACUGUUGCCACAAAUUCCUGUUCCAGUUAUAACAGCUGAGAGCACAUCUCUUGUCCAGCCAGUUUCAGAAACGCGUCCUCACAUUGGUGAAAAAGUCCAUAAGCCAUUUAUGUGCCAGGCUCCAGGCUGUAAUUAUAGUGCUAUGACAAAGGAUGCAUUAUUUAAACACUACAGCAAAAUACAUCAAUACACUGCAGAAAUGAUAUUAGAAAUCAAGAAACACCAGUUGAAAUAUGCUCCAUUCAAAUGUGUUGUAGCUACCUGUCCAAAAACAUUUACUAGAAAUUCUAACCUCCGAGCACACUGUCAAUUAGUGCAUCACUUCACAACAGAGGAAAUGGUAAAAUUAAAACUAAAAAGGCCAUAUGGAAGAAGAUCCCAGAAUAAAACUGCAAGCUUAAUUCAAAGGUCGAUUGAACUAAAAAAUGUUGAACUAAAAAAAUAUGUGUUAAUGGAAAGUAAAAAUCAAUCCCAGUUGACUGAAGAACUUGAAGUAAAGGAAGAAAGGUAUAUAGAACCUGAGAAAGUUCCAGAAAAGGUGAUGCCAGAAAUAGUGAUGCCAGAAAGUAUUCCUGCUGCUCUUGAAAAUUUUGAAAAGCCUUCACAAGUAGUUCUGGUUCCUCUAGAGCUUCAUAGUGUAGCCCCACUUAAUAAUACACAGGUUCAGCCAAAAGUACGCAAGAUUAGAAGACAUAGGAAGGAAAAGGAAGAAAGAAAACAUAAAAAAAUAGUACACAAACCGUUGGAAUUUCCUACUACGUAUAGUCCAUACAGACCUUACAGGUGUGUGCACCAAGGCUGUUUUGCCGCUUUUACAAUACAACAGAAUUUGAUUCUUCAUUAUCAGGCUGUACAUAAAUCUGAUCUGCCAUCAUUCUCUCAGGAGGCAGAAGAAGAAAGUGAGCCAAGCAAAGAUGAGGAUAUUGGUAAAGAAGAAGAUUGUGAAGAAACUGAAAGUACAGUAAAAGAAUUCAGAUGUGAGGUGAGAAAUUGCUCAAGGAUAUUUCAAAAAGUUACUAGUCUUAUUCAGCACUAUAUGAAACUUCAUGAGAUGACUCCAGAGGAAAUUGGUAGUGUGAGGUCAGCCCUGGAUGUUGGAAGAUUCCCCUGUGAUCAGUCUGAAUGUAAAUCAUCCUUUACAGAAUAUGUUAAUUAUAUUAUACAUCUUGAGACAGAUCAUGGAAUAAAGAUAAAGCAGAACAAAACAGACGAUGGCAUGUACAAGUGUGACUGUGAAGGCUGUGACCGUAUUUAUGCAACAAGGUCUAAUCUCUUACGGCAUAUUUUUAAUAAGCAUAAUGAGAGACAUAAAGACCAUCUAAUAAGACCUAGAAGAUUCCUUACACCAGGUCAAGAAAAUAUUUCAAGCAAAGCUAAUCAGGAAAAAAAUAUGAAAAUUAAAUAUAAAGGAUUAAAAUACAGAGCAGGAAAGCAUGGAAACAAAAUAAUCAGGAUGAGGCGAAAGAAGGUUAUUGCUAUACAAAACAAAAACUUCAAAAUGGGUCAGGCUUCUGACAGUAAGGCAUAUUCUUUAAAAUGUGGGAAGUAUGUGUAUUCAAUAAAGGCUAGGGAUGAGGCCUUAUCUGAAUGCACAAACAAAUUUGUAAUGCAAUAUCCUUGUAUGAUAAAAGGCUGUUCAUCAGUUGUCACAAGUGAAAAUAAUAUAAUUAGGCAUUAUAAAUGUCACAAGUUGUCUAAAGCAUUUACUUCACAACACAGGCAUCUCUUAAUUGUCUCAAACAAGUAUGCAGAUUCAGAAGAAAAAGAAGCACCUUCACAGAAAGAAGCAAGUGAUGUCAAAAGCUGUGAUUUAAAAGAAUUGGAGCCACAUACAUCAAAUGUCUCUGCAGACUUGAAACCCCCUCCACCAGUGGUGCAGAAAGAACCUGAAAAGAGUGAGAAGGAUGAGGUGGAUGAACUUGCAGAAUUGUUCAUUACCAAACUUAUAAAUGAAGACCUCACAAGUUUAGAGAACCAUGCAAAACCCACUCCUGAUGUAAAUAGUGACUAUCAAGAAACUAGCUCUUCCGUUACAGAACAGCAGGGCGUAAACAGUAAUUUAAAAAGGACAAGCAAAGAAAAAAUUGCAACACAAAAUAAAAAGAAAAAAGUUGAGAAGCAGGAAGAAGUCUUGGCUGUUGAAUUAAGUAGUGUGCACAGAGAGGAGGAAACUGCAGUUGCAGUUCAAACUACUGAAGAAGAUUCUUCAGCUUUUGCCUGGAGUUCAUUUAAGCCCAUGGGGUUUGAAGUAUCUUUUCUCAAGUUCCUCGAAGAGUCUGCAGUGAAGCAAAAGAAAAAUACAGAGAGGAGCUACAAUAAUUGUGGAACUAGGAAAGGUUCUCAUUCAAAAUCGAGAAAAUCUAAUGACAAGAACUCUUUUGCAAGACGAAGAUCAUAUUCAGAAAGUGAAACAUAUGUACAGUUUGUUAACACAUCACAAUUUCAGUGUAGUGGUACUGUAAAAAUAGUUUUAGAUAAGACUUUUAAAGAUUGCACUGAGCUUGUGUUGAAGCAACUUCAGAAAAUGAAACCUAUUGUCAGUCUGGCAAGAGUUGAUGAACAUGGAGAGGCAAAAGCAGAGGUUACAAAAUAAUCAGGUAAUAUGAGUGGACUCCUUGUUCCAAUGGUGUCUAAAUGUGACCUGUACUGCAUUUUUAAAAGUAGGAAGCCAUUGAGCAUGAUGCUAUUUCUUAAGGUUUUCUUUUGAAGUGAUUUAACCUAGCAAAAUUCAUGACAGUUGUCAUGUAAUUUUAUUUGUUUUUAUCCCUAUGGGACUUGGAACAGAAUCAUUGUUUCAGUUUUGUAAAUAAUUGAUCAAAAACCUCAAUUUUUUUAUCAAAUGUCCCUUUUCCAUGACUGAAAUCUUUGUGAAAUUGUCUGUGGUAUCGUUCACCAGUCACUGCUCAUAUAUAACAGUACUUUUUAUUUGUAGAUACGUUUUUGUAUAUAUUUAUUAUUGUAAAUCAUUUGCUGCAACCAGCAGUCUGUAAGUCUGAAAUAUUAAAUGACACAUUUAUAUUCAGAAUUUUAAUUUGUAACUAAGUGAUUAUGUUUUUUUUAAAAAAUGUUCUUUUAAACUUAAAACUUUUUGAAGUAAAGACUAGGUAAGUCUACCAUAUCUAGUUUAUUUUGCAUAGGGUAUGUGUACAGGACAGAAACUUGGAUCAGAUCACACAUGGUUAAAAUACAUACUGACACAGUUGUAUUUGUAACUUGAAACAUCCAGUGUCUUUGGAUGGUAUUGAGCUAUAGUUCUCAGAACGUUUUCAUGCAACUGCACUUGCAUUGCUUUUGAGUGGAUCUAAAACUCUUCCACUUCCAUAAUAUAAUGUAAAUGUAAAUUUUAAAUAGUUUGCUGACAUGGAAGAUUUAAACAACAGUUUGGUAUUGAAUAACCCAUCGUGAAUGUGAUAGAAAAUUAGUAGUGUGGAGCACUGUAUAUAUUUGAGGUGGUGAUUUGUGAAGUAGCCCAGUAUUGCCUUAAAUAAAAUCACAUUUCAAUUCUU